UUUUGUGAUGUUUACAUUUGUGGGGACCAGUUUUGGUUAUAAAUUUGUAAUAAUAAAACAAGUUGUGAUCGACUGAAGUUAAAGUAUGGAAGGAAUAAGGCAGCGACUUUCAAGUACAUCAAAUCCGAGCACGUCAGACGAUGUUACCUCUCUAGAUUCAUGGACAGAUGCAUUGAUCAACUCAGAUACGUAUGACCUGAGAGAAAAUACUGAUUACGGACAAAGUUCUCGAGGCGCCGGUAGUUGCAGCAGUCGAUUAACGGAAUGUAUUCCACAAUAUUCCCCGAGGAAAGACACAAGCACUCAUGUUAAGAAUAGUAAUAGACAUAAAGAAAUAAAUACAAUCGCAGGACGACUUGAAUCAGAAUGUAAAAUUUUAAAUGACUCUGUCACUGUGACUGCCUCCACCUCAUCGACAUCAGGAAAAAAUCAGGUUCUAAAUCGACCAAAUUCUUAUUUUAAAAGUGGUUCAACAUCAGACAGAUAUAAAUCAAAACCACAAUAUGAUAAACAUAGUCAUGUGAAUAGCCAUCGGCCUGUGUCAGGUCAAAUGUCACAUAGUAUGGGUAGUUUGGACAGUUAUUCGCCCAGACGUGAUCAUGUCACUAAUGGUCACAAUAAUCACAGCCCACAUCAUGGAGCACGUAAUUCACAGAUGUCAAGAUCUGUCAAUGGAGAAUUUGGAUCAGAUGGGAAUGAUUUAUUAAUGAGGAGAUUUGGAACUGAAAGUGAAAAAGUGAAAACAAAAUUACAGUCAGCUUGGAACAAUAUGAAAUAUGGCUGGACUUUAAAAACAAAAACCAGUUUUAAAAAUGACAGUGCAAUAAUUUUAUUAGGUAAAUGGUAUCAUGUCAGACCUCCAGAAGAAGAAUCCUCAAAUCCCCACCAUCCUAGAGUACCAAGUUUAGAAGAAUUUAAACAAGAUUUUUCAACGCGACUGUGGUUUACGUAUAGAAGGGAGUUUACACCGUUACCAGGAACUAAUUAUACCACUGAUUGUGGUUGGGGUUGUAUGAUUCGAAGUUGUCAGUGUUUGAUAGCCCAAGCUUUGAUUCAACAUUUUUUAGGAAGAGAUUGGAGAAUUUAUGAUAAUCAGCAGAGAGAUCAGGAGGUAUUUCAUCGUGAAAUUAUUCGUUGGUUUUCUGACAUAGCUACAGACAACAGCCCUUUUUCUAUUUAUAAACUUGUAGAAAUUGGUAAAAAGAAUGGUAAAGAACCAGGAGACUGGUAUGGUCCAGCAUCAGUAGCCCACAUCUUCAGAGAUGCUCUUACUAAAGCAUGUAGAACAAUACCUCUUUUAUCAGAGCUGUGUAUUUAUGUGGCUCAAGAUUGUACCAUAUAUAAACAAGAUAUACUAGAUUUAUGUACGGCUAGACGACGAUCUAGUAGUAGACUAGAUCAAUCAGUAAGAGAAUCAUCAAUAGAUGAAUGGAAUCGAUCUGUGAUAAUACUUGUACCUGUAAGACUGGGUGGUGAAAGUCUCAAUGAAAUCUACAUCCCAUGUGUCAAACAAAUACUAAGUCAAGAAAACUGUAUUGGAAUAAUUGGGGGAAAACCCAAACAUUCUCUGUAUUUCCUCGGUUGGCAAGAAGAUAAGUUAAUAUAUUUAGAUCCUCAUUAUUGUCAAGAUGUCGUGGAUACAAGUGAGCAAAAUUUUCCCAUACAGUCUUUCCAUUGUAUGUCACCUCGUAAAUUACCAUUUAAUAAAAUGGAUCCUAGUUGUACAAUAGGCUUCUACUGCCAGAAUGAAACAGAUUUUGAUAACUUUAUUGCUCAAGUCCAACAGAUGCUUAUACCAAAGAAACAGCAAGGUAUGUAUCCAUUGUUUGUGUUUGAGAACGGCAGAGGAAGUGACAUCAGUGGAGAAGAUUUACCAGAAGAACAGGGAUUCCUCCGAGUACGACAUUAUCACGUUGGUGAAGAUGGACGGGUCAGAUCUCCAACUAUAGAAUCAGAAGAUUUUGUUAUUUUAAACUAAUCUAUUACUAAAUCCAUCACUUAACACAAGUUUUUUGAGUUAGCUUAACUUACUGGUGUGCUGAUAGCAAGAAAAUUGUCUAUUUACUUACAUUUAAGGUUGGUAUCUCUAGUCUUCCAGUAUUCAAGGCUUACAGCUCUGUUGAUGGUACAAAUGAGAAAAUCGGGCAAUGAGUGUAAGGAAUAUUUUUUUUAAAGGGAUAAUAAUAAAGAUAGGUUAUAACUUGAUUACUAAAUUGAAUAAUUUAUCAAAUUUACUUAGGAGAUUUGCUGUAGGAAGCUUACACUGAAAUCAGUGAUUUUUUGAGGAGGUAACAUGAUGGGGCAUGGGAAUUUAUUUCAGUGUUGACAUUUGUGUAUCCCUACAAACCAAUCAAUUAUAUCUAUUAAGCAAAACCUACACAUGGUCAUGCAGGGCACCAAGGGGAGGAGUUUUUUGUUUGCAGUGCCGUAUUUGCCUUGGUGAAAAUGGUGUAGCUUAACUAGAGCCCACAAAAAGGACCCCAUAAUAAAUGACUAAAAAACAUAUAUAAACAUAUACAAUUUUAACAAGAAUAUUAAUAAUUCAUUACUAUAGUAUUAAAGAACUUUUAUCCAUUUAAACUUGGGAAUACAACAAAAUUAACAUUGGGCAAUUCAAAACAUAGCAACCUUCAUUGAUCGUUAUGUAAUGAGCAGUUGGUUUUUAUUUGGAAUUACUUGGGGGAACCAUGAUCUUUUCAGAGCUUGCUGUAGAAAAUGAAGACAUACAACUUCAAUUCAUUUAUGUCAUACCUGAAACUCUCUUUUAAAUUAAUUUGACUGAAGAUGAGUCACAUUAAAGUUAUAAUAUAAUUUAGAUAACAUUUCAGGCCUAAAGAAAGACCUGCAAUAGGCAGAUUUAGCUCUUGCAUAAUGUAUGUUUAACUAUUUUAUUAUAAGUUGACGGAUUUAAUUAGUAUUUCCAAUGAGUUCCCUGAUGUGAUUAAAAAUCUUUUUCAAUCAAUUAGUUCACUGAUGUGAUUAAAAAUCUUUUUCGGUCAGUUAGUUCCCUGAUGUGAUUAUAAAUAUUUUUCAAUCAGCUAGUUCACUGAUGACGUGAUUAAAAAUCUUUUUCAAUCAGUUAGUUCCCAGAUGUGAUUAAAAAUCUAUUUCAAUCAAUCAGUUCUCUGAUGUGAUUAAUAUUUCCAUUUACUCCUCACAU
This is a messenger RNA of Patella vulgata (common limpet), 3160 nucleotides long. Its product is annotated as cysteine protease atg4da. Gene Ontology annotation, molecular function: protein-phosphatidylethanolamide deconjugating activity. Bases 86 to 1978 code for a protein of 630 amino acids. The transcript has 9 exons. NCBI's taxonomy places the organism in Eukaryota, Metazoa, Mollusca, Gastropoda, Patellidae. The record is from RefSeq and is a predicted model, not a curated record.